AGAAGUCUCUGUGUAACCUCUUUACCCAAAAUCCAACACCUCCCGCGCUUUACCAACUCACCUAGCCUUUCAAAGAUGCGUCUCCAGACCCUCCCUCCAUUGCUUUUGCUCCUCCUAGCCCCCCACCGCUCUUUCUCCCAACUUCCUCCCACCACUAAGAAACCCGCCUUCAACAUUCUCGCCAUCAUCCCUCCGGAAACACCACUCGCCCACGUCUCCGCCUGGUCCCUAACUAUUCCCUCAACAUCCCCAAUCUCAGACACUUUACCGGUACUUCUCACUCCAGACCCAAACCUCGGGACUACGUUCUACGAGAAUGGCACUUCCGAAACGUUUGCCGCUCGCACCAGUCAGAUCCUCACUGAUGGCGUCGAUGAUGGGGUGCCAUGGGCAAUCACGCUUCGUUCUCCCGGCCAAGAAUCUUCGCAGAUCGAAUUAGUAAAAGGUGGGCAGGGGUAUCCGGGAGUUCAGGUUGCGGAGUGGCCGGCAACAGUGUACCUUGAGACAGGGACCUUUUUUGUUUGCAACGUGACGACUUCGUCUUUAUCAUCUGCGGUAGCCGAAGAUGACGAGGAGAAUGUCAUCGCGUUGUUUUGGCGACGCAAAGGCUCUAGGACGCCGGAGGGUUGUUCGAAUGCGGAGAUGCAGGCAUGGUGUGUGGAGGGUGGAACGCUGCAUGAGAAUUCUAGGGACUCGACCUGUUAUUAUGAGGAGGAGGAGUAG
Messenger RNA from Periconia digitata, 723 nucleotides. NCBI's taxonomy places the organism in Eukaryota, Fungi, Ascomycota, Dothideomycetes, Pleosporales, Periconiaceae. The record is from the annotation of a GenBank genome assembly.